Pogona vitticeps (central bearded dragon) is the source of this 619-nucleotide messenger RNA. Its product is annotated as cystatin-B. Gene Ontology annotation, molecular function: cysteine-type endopeptidase inhibitor activity. Gene Ontology annotation, cellular component: cytosol. Lineage: Eukaryota; Metazoa; Chordata; Lepidosauria; Squamata; Agamidae. The record is from RefSeq and is a predicted model, not a curated record.
CUUUUCUCUCCCCCCCACCCCGGCGCACGCCUUCCGCCCGUCGUGCCCGAUCUCCCCCUUCCUGGCGCGAUCAGGUGAUAGUUAGUCAGCGGAUCGCCGGAUUACAAAAAGGUGCGGGAAGGCCGCAGCGGGGCGUCUCCGGCUUGCGUCUCGACACCGAAGUGGGCCUCGUUUUUACCCUCCCAGAGAUGAUGAAGUGCGGCGGGACCAGCGAGGCCAAGCCGGCCACCGCCGAGACGCAGCAAAUUGCUAAAGAGGUGAAGGCACAAGUGGAAGAAAAAGAAGGCAAGGCCUUUGAUGUGUUCGAUGCCGUUGAGUUUAAAACACAGGUAGUGGCUGGUACCAACUACUUCAUCAAGGUCCAUGUUGGCAACGAGGAGUACCUUCACCUGCGAGUGUUCGAAAGCCUUCCUCAUGAAAACAAGCCACUGUCACUCACCAGUCACCAAAGCAAGAAAGCGAAACACGAUGAGCUGGCUUACUUCUAGAAUAAUCGUCAGAAGUCUUCUGUUCAUUCUUUUUAAAAAAAUAAAUCAGUGUUUAUUUUUUUCUGUAAUCACUGUGCCUUGAUCAUAUUAAAUCUGUGGCAUGAUUAUAAUGUCCAAAACAGCUGAUCAUA